AUGUCUCGACCGGGUCUCCUACAUCGGCCUUCCAGCAUCGCGGCAGUGAAUAAGAUUAUCAUCCUUGUUACUGGUGGGAAUGCAGGAAUAGGCUACGAGAUCGUCAAGAAGCUCGCAUCAGAGAAUUCCAAUUUCCAAGUCUUACUCGGCUGUCGAGACACUCGCAGCGGGGAAGAAGCAGCCGCGAGCAUGGGAGCGCCCAGGAAUGUCAAUCCCAUUCAACUCGACAUCACAGAUGACCAAUCUAUCGAGCACUGCUAUCUAGCCAUUCUACAGCACUUCGGCCGCCUGGACAUCCUGAUCAACAAUGCCGGCACAGCUGGUAGGCAACUCCCUGCUGACGCUACACUUCGCGAGAAGUACUACCUGACGUUCAACAUCAACGUGAUAUCGACAGGCGUAUUGACCGACAGGCUCAUUCCCUUGCUGGAAAAGUCCGAACGCCCCAAGAUCAUGUUCCUCACUUCAAGUCUGGGGAGUAUCCAGAAAACGCUGGAAGGAGGCAAGCCCGUCCCCAUACCGUGGUAUAAUUCAAGCAAGUCCGCCGUCAAUGCGCUCAUGGUGUAUUACGCCAAGCUGUACCCGAGUAUGAAGGUCAAUGCUGUAUGCCCGGGUCAGCGAGCGACGGAGUCGACGGGCAUCCAGCUGAGUGAAGAGACGCAUCCUAAGCACGGUGCCUUGAGGGUGGCCCAACUGGUGGCUGAGGGUGCAGGUGGGGUGACGGGAACGAAUUCGGACUCGAAUGGGACGAUACCGUGGUAG
This is a messenger RNA of Exophiala xenobiotica, 762 nucleotides long. RefSeq lists its product as uncharacterized. NCBI's taxonomy places the organism in Eukaryota, Fungi, Ascomycota, Eurotiomycetes, Chaetothyriales, Herpotrichiellaceae. The record is from RefSeq and is a predicted model, not a curated record. The transcript has 2 exons. Bases 1 to 762 code for a protein of 253 amino acids.